AUGGCAGCCUCUCACAGGGUUAACCUUACCAAUUAUGCUCCGUUGACCGGGAUUUUUGAAGUCCAGCCUCUAAAAGACGAAAUUCUUCGAAAAGCAUCGGAGAUCUUGCAACAGAACCAUGAUAACUAUCACAUCUACAUCCAUAACCUAGGACUUCACAAUCAUAUUCUCCAUCACAUUUUGGCUCUUGUUGCAUUAGGAGGCACCGAACCCCAGCUGGAGUUGGCAUAUAAUUUGAAUACAGACUCUCAGAAAUCUACUCGCCCACCUGAUCCUCGCCGUGUCUUGGAUUUCGCUCAACCAGCCAACUUUCGAAAAUACCUAGGAAAGGGGGAUUAUUAUGAUGACUACUUUGCCUUUUUCCAAGAUCAAAUUUCACGCCAUGGCCUGGCGGUGACAGUCAACGAGUUUCUCUUCAAAGGGCACGAUCGCGCUGAGGACAUGUUUCAACGGUUUUUCAGUGGAUUCCUUCACUCUCCCAUUCAUCUUGGGUAUGCGAUUGAAUUCGAUCAGCCGCUUAUCGCCGCCGAGGCUCUUGCUAUGACAGCCGUCCAUGAUAAUUCAUUUGGAUUGGUUCUGACUGAAAUUGAACGAUAUGCUUCCCGUUCGUCUUCAAAUGAAACACUUAUCACGCUCCAGAGAAAGAUGCAUGAGAAUCACCAACUUCGUGGGGCGAUGGAUUACAAAUACGGGGUCAAGCAAGUGCGUGAUGGCUUUUUAGCUCACACGAAGGAUACAUUUAUGGAACUGAUCGGGUCAUGGAAAGUCCAAUCCCAUGAACUUGAAGAGAAAACAGCCGAGUGUCUCAAUUCUACACUAUACUGGACAGCUCUGGCUCAACGCCCUGAGAAGCAAAUCCGAUUCGACUUUUUCCUUAUGCAUUCGAUUACAGCGGGUUCUCUUUGGCCAGCAUUCAACAGUGUGUCAUGGAUCAGUGAAAGAGCAAAGUGUCGCUUAUUAGAAUGGAAGGGACGUGCAGAUUUGAUGUUAUACUGUCAAGUCGGAUUACCAGCUCAACAACCUGAGGAAUUACUUACGUAUAGGCCACAGUAUCCCUCCGGGUGGUCCGAGGUGUUUAAACGCGCUUGCGAUUACAAGGAUGAUGGUCAUUUGGCCAAGUUCAUUCGAGGAAUUGCAACAGCCUAUCAAAUUAGCAAGCCAUUUGUCUCUAAGUCACAUUUCUCGCUAAAAACUGAAGAACAGUUUCUCCAGAUUGCGCACAUGGUGAUUGAUUCAGCCGAGAAAUUCAAUCUCGAAUCUGCCGAUCGGGAAACAGAAAUGAUCUGCGUCAAGUAUGGAUAUCCUCGUAUUAUGUCCCCAGAAAUUCAACGUGUGACAGCGCGUUGGCCUCGUCAUGUGGGGUUCGAGGAAGCAUGGUUCCAUGUACCCGCACGAAAAUCCAACAUGCCUCGACUAUAA
This is a messenger RNA of Penicillium malachiteum, 1419 nucleotides long. Its product is annotated as questin oxidase family protein. The transcript is spliced from 5 exons. The record is from RefSeq and is a predicted model, not a curated record. Gene Ontology annotation, molecular function: oxidoreductase activity. Lineage: Eukaryota; Fungi; Ascomycota; Eurotiomycetes; Eurotiales; Aspergillaceae. Bases 1 to 1419 code for a protein of 472 amino acids.